Molecule: messenger RNA, 1269 nt
Organism: Fonticula alba
Lineage: Eukaryota; Rotosphaerida; Fonticulaceae
Product: ornithine aminotransferase, mitochondrial
Exons: 4
Coding region: 1-1269 (422 amino acids)
Cellular component (GO): cytoplasm
Molecular function (GO): L-ornithine transaminase activity; identical protein binding; pyridoxal phosphate binding
Source: RefSeq, a predicted model, not a curated record
AUGCUCUCUCGCACCGUCUCCAACGUUGCCCGCCAGGCGACCCGCGUCCGCGCCUUCUCCUCGCAGGCCGCCGCCGUGAGCCCCGCCUCGCAGAAGUACAUCGACCUCGAGGACCGCUAUGGCGCCCACAACUACUCCCCCCUCCCGGUGGUCCUUUCCCGCGGCGAGGGCGUCUACAUGUGGGACGUCGAUGGCAAGAAGUACUACGACUUCCUGGCGGCCUACUCGGCCGUCAACCAGGGCCAUUGCCACCCGCGCAUCCUCGAGGCCAUGACCGCCCAGGCCGGCCGCCUGGCUCUCACCUCGCGCGCCUUCUACAACGAUGUCCUCGGCGAGUAUGAGCGCUAUGCCUGCGAGCUUUUCGGCUACGACCGCCUGCUGCCCAUGAACACCGGUGUCGAGGGCGGCGAGACUGCCAUCAAGCUGGCCCGCAAGUGGGGCUACAUGGUCAAGAAGAUCCCCGAGGACCAGGCCGUGGUCAUCUUCGCCAAGAACAACUUCUGGGGCCGGACCCUGGCGGCUGUCAGUGCCUCCAACGACCCGCUCUCCUUCAAGAACUACGGGCCCCUGCUGCCGGGCUUCCGUUCGGUGGACUACGAUGAUCUGCCCGCGCUCGAGGCCGCCUUCAAGGCCGAUCCCAACAUCUGCGCCUUUAUGGUUGAGCCGAUCCAGGGCGAGGCCGGUGUCAUCCUCCCCACUGACGGCUACCUGAAGGCUGUUCGCGCUCUUUGUGACAAGUACAACGUCCUCUUCAUCGCCGAUGAGGUCCAGACCGGCCUCUGCCGCACUGGCCGCAUGCCCGACGUGCUGAUCCUCGGCAAGGCCCUGUCCGGUGGUAUGUACCCCGUGUCGGCCGUCCUCACCAGCCACGAGGUCAUGAACACCAUUACUCCCGGCACCCAUGGGUCCACUUACGGCGGUAACCCGCUGGCCUCGGCCGUGGCCACCGCCGCCCUCAAGGUCCUCGUCGAUGAGAACCUGGCCGAGAACUCCGCCCGCAUGGGUGAGAAGCUGCGCGCCGGUCUGCGUGGCUUCGAGUCCACCGGCCUGGUGGCCGACGUCCGUGGCCGGGGCCUGCUCAAUGCCCUGCAGAUCAAGCCCAAGGGCGACGUCGACGCCUGGGAGAUCUGCCUGCGCCUGCGCGACCGCGGUCUCCUGGCCAAGCCGACUCACAACAACACCAUCCGCUUUGCCCCGCCUCUGGUCAUCAACGACCAGCAGAUGGACGAGUGCAUCAACAUCAUCGGUGACGUCCUGCACACCGUCUAA